GGUGAGAGCGAAGAGACGACGGAGCUGUCAAACAGCAACAAUCGCCUGAAAUAUUAUCCCAGGCGGUACAACAAACAUCGUACUUUGCUCUUUUGUGGUAACCAGCACGACAGAAGCAGACUUGGAGUUCCCUUUGAGCCUGUAGCCUUUGGAAAUAUGGACUUUUAAACCGUCUGCGACCAAAAAAACUUCCUGUGUUGUGUGUGUUGGUGGGUCUCAGGCUAAUGUUUGUUAGCUCUUCGCUUAGCCCGAGUUUUGUUGACAAACUAUCCAGCUAGUCUCAGAGCAGCUGCGUUACCAACUUUGCUGUUUCGGGGGUUUCGCUUGUCGAUUUCGAUAAAUGCUACCCGGGGAAGGCAUGGCUCCCAGCUUAAAAUGUUCUUGUCAACAUCUCUUUGAAAUAAUAUCAGGUCUUCAACGGCUCACCAUACAUCUGUCAAACAUGUGAAAACCCUCUCAUCCUGGUGGAGUCCCCAGUUCCAACAUCUUGGAUCUAGCCAGUGUGUGUCAUCAGGGGUGCCCUGAACAAAACUUUAAACUGAAGUCUAUGUGUGUGACCGAUUUUUUCCCAGGACACAAACUGAGUAAAUUCCGCGCCGCCGUGGAACCCUCGGCGUUAUUAAAACCAUCUAGUCCUCUUGUCAUGUGGGUACAUUACAGAAAAAGGCCCAUAUUACCCUCACUGGUAUCACCAUCUUUCACAUCACCAUGGACCGGAAUAAACGCAACUCCAUUGCUGGGUUCCCUACACGACCCGAACGAAUCAACGAGGACAAAGAUGGUAACGGAGGGGUAGGGGUCUGCGAGAUGGGCAUGGGUCCACCUUCACAGGUGGGCAGGGUGUGGCCAUCAUCCUACAGAGCCCUGAUCAGUGCCUUCUCCUGUCUUACACGCCUCGAUGACUUCACCUGUGAGUGGAUUGGUUCUGGAUACUUCUCUGAAGUCUUCAAGGUACGCCAUCGAGCUUCAGAUCAAGUUAUGGCUCUGAAGAUGAACAAGCUCAGCAGCAACAGAGCCAACAUGUUGAGAGAGGUCCAACUAAUGAACCGGCUUUGCCAUCAACACAUACUCAGGUUGAUCCUGUUGUGUCGUGUCAGGACCGAGCUGAAUGCUCUGACCCUGUACAUCAAUGGUGGAAACCUGGAGCAGCUGCUGGAAAGCAACAAACACCUGAGUUGGCCCACAAGGGUGAAACUGGCCUGUGAGAUCGCCAGUGGUCUGGCUUACUUGCACUCCAAAGGCAUAUUCCACCGGGACCUCACCUCCAAGAACUGCCUCAUCAAAUGUGAUGACAACAGCUACACAGCAGUGGUGGGAGACUUUGGCUUGGCAGAGAAGAUCCCCACCAAUCUUGCUGAAGUGGAGAAACUGUCCGUGGUUGGUUCUCCUUUCUGGAUGGCUCCUGAGAUGCUGAGAGGUGAACGCUAUAAUGAGAAGGUCGAUGUAUUCUCCUACGGUAUAAUCCUGUGUGAGAUCAUUGCAAGGGUCCAGGCCGACCCUGACAUCCUCCCCCGCACCGAGAACUUCGGCCUGGACUAUCACACGUUCCAGCACAUGGUCGGAGACUGUCCGCCUGACUUCCUCCAGCUGGCCUUCAAUUGCUGCAAUAUGGACCCUAAACUCCGUUCAUCCUUCCCAGACAUCGUCAGGCACCUCGAGGAGAUUCUCGCGCGCCUUAAAGUUGAGGAGAUGGAGCACGAGUGCGUCCCUCUCAGCGGGGACAACGACAAGAAGACCAUAACCAAAGGUGAGAAGAACCAGGGCUUUAAGCGACUGAACCCUCUCAGUUUCCAGGACGAUAAAAUCCCUCCAAAAUCACCCCGCCCCCGACGGAACAUCUGGCUCAGCCGCAGCCAAUCAGACAUCUUCUCCUGCAAACCAGGAAGAAAAGUCAACGUCCAGGACCCUUACUACAACCCCACUAUUUCUCAGCGAGCCUCUAAAGCUCACAAGGUCAACCCGUUCACCGCCCGAGAGGACCUGUGUGGGGGCAAGAUCAAGUUUUACGAUGUGCCCAGUAAAUCCGUCUUCUCGCUGGUGUUUGACCUCCACUCACCUCCGGGGAGUGUGUUCAGUAACCAGCCGUCUGCUAACGGACCUGGAGGACCCCAACAGGAGACGGCUUACUACUGGCAGCAGCUGCCUGGAAGACAGUGUCACUCCUUACCCGUGUCCCCCCAGCUGCCCCGCUUCGAGGUCUUCCACCUCGCUGCUGCUGUUAGCUCCAACAACAACGGUUCUGUUACCUGUAACUCCAGCCAGCUCUCCACAACCCUUCCAGCUGCCAACUCCAGGUCUGACGCAGGCAGCUGGGCGAAGAAAUACGUUGUGGUUGAGAUCCCACCUUACUGCAGGCAGAGAGGAGGGGACGAGGACGGAGAGGCAGAGGGGAGGAAGGAGGGAAACGAGGACGAUGUGUUUGGGAAGAGCUGGUCUCCGAUGGUCCCCAGCAGUGACAGAAACAGUGGAGAGGAGAUGGACUGCUCCAGCAGCCUCGAGGAGGAGGAGGAACGAGAGAGAGGGACAGACUCCUGCCCUAUGUAACACACACACACACACACACACACACACACACGCACACACGCACACACACACACACUCACACAGAGGAAGUGGUGGAUUGGGACAAAAGAAGGGGACUUUUACUCAUCACUGGAGGACAUGGAGACAGUGGACCGAUGGAUUGGAGACAUUUCAAAGCUUUUGGACAAAUAAAACACAAAAAACAAAAUAAAAAGCACUUGACUUUUUAUCUUUCAAGUGAAUGUAUCACAUGUUGAUUAAUAACUCAAGCACACCUGAUGUAGAUAAAUAAGUAUUUUUCAAAGAUGUUAUCACCCGGGUGUGACAGGACAAGUCUCCAUUUAGCAGGAAAACAAGGUUUUAUCAGCACAAUGGACACUUGGCAUAGAGAUUAUUUUUUUGAAAAGGUUGUUUAUAUUUAAUAUUGUGAGAUGUGUAGAUUUUUUUCCCUAUAUUAGAUGUCUUGUCUGUGACGAGGGGUGAAGAAGAUCCCUUGUGUUGUGUGUGUGUGACUAUUUUUAAAUCAAUGUGCUUUGAUACUUUCCCUGUGUUCUUUUUUUAGACAAAUGUUUAUACUAAAAUCCCAUAUUUUUCUGAUUACUGCGCUGAUAUUACGACGAGUAAAGUUAAAGGUGAUUUCUAAUAAUAACUGAGUGCCUGAAAAACUACACUCAUCAGACUGAUGUUUAAUGUCAAACCAUCCUAGCAACCCUGAACUGGACUGCAGUGGUAAAUUA
Molecule: messenger RNA, 3260 nt
Organism: Centropristis striata (black sea bass)
Lineage: Eukaryota; Metazoa; Chordata; Actinopteri; Perciformes; Serranidae
Gene: tesk2
Product: testis associated actin remodelling kinase 2
Exons: 13
Coding region: 709-2544 (611 amino acids)
Biological process (GO): actin cytoskeleton organization; protein phosphorylation
Cellular component (GO): cytoplasm; nucleus
Molecular function (GO): protein serine/threonine kinase activity; ATP binding
Source: RefSeq, a predicted model, not a curated record